Nerophis lumbriciformis (worm pipefish) is the source of this 4851-nucleotide messenger RNA. Lineage: Eukaryota; Metazoa; Chordata; Actinopteri; Syngnathiformes; Syngnathidae. The record is from RefSeq and is a predicted model, not a curated record.
AGCAUGUCCUUGGCGUUCUGCGGGAGCGAGAAUAACUCGGCGGCCUACAACGUGGACGGGGGCGUUCUUAACAAUGGCUGCUUCCUGGACGCGCUCAACUUGGUGCCCCACGUCUUCCUCCUUUUCAUCACCUUCCCCAUCCUCUUCAUCGGUUGGGGAAGUCAGAGCUCCAAAGUCCACAUCCAUCACAGUACGUGGCUCCACUUUCCCGGGCACGACCUGCGCUGGCUACUCACCUUCGUGCUGCUCUUCAUCCUGGUCUGCGAAAUCGCCGAAGGCGUGGUCUCCGACGGGUUCAGCCGAUCCUACCACCUUCACCUGUACAUGCCGGCGGGUCUGGCUUUCAUGGCCGGCAUCACCUCCAUCAUCUACUACCAUAAUAUCGAGACCUCCAAUUUCCCCAAAUUACUAUUAGCCCUCCUGAUCUACUGGCUUUUGGCCUUCAUCAUGAAGACCGUCAAGUUCGCCAAAUACACGCAGCACGGUAUCGGCCCCGGGCAGCUGCGCUACUGCAUCACGUGCUUGCUGGUGCUGCUCUACGGACUCCUGCUGGCCGUGGAGAUCAAUGUCAUCCUGGGCAGGCGCUACAUGUGUUUCGCCAAGCCCACCGAAGUCAAGCCCCCCGAGGACCUGCAGGAUCUGGGCGUGCGUUUUCUCCAGCCCUUCGUCAACCUGCUGUCCAAAGCCACCUACUGGUGGAUGAACACCUUCAUCACCUCGGCUCACCGGCGACCCAUCGACCUCAAAGUCAUCGGGAAGCUGCCCAUCGCCAUGAGGGCCCUCACCAACUACGAGAAGCUCCGCAAAGCUUUCCAGGAGCAGAAGCGAGCUGAGGGCCCGUCGCCGCAGGGCCCCAAGUGGAUCUGGCAGGCGUUGAGGAAAGCCUUCGGGCGACCGCUGGUCCUCAGCAUCACCUUCCGUUUCCUGGCCGACCUGCUGGGCUUCGCCGGUCCGCUCUGCGUCUCGGGCAUCGUCCAUCACAUCAGCAAGGACAACCGCACCAGCCAGCAACCGGCGCGGUUGCUGGGUCUCUACUUCCUUUCUUCUAAGGAGUUUCUGGAGAACGCGUACGUGUUGGCCGUCCUGCUCUUCUUCGCGCUCCUCCUGCAAAGAACCUUCCUGCAGGCUUCUUACUACGUGGCCAUCGAGACCGGGAUCAAGCUCCGCGGCGCCAUUCAGACCAAAAUCUACAACAAGAUCAUGCGCUUGUGCACGUCCAACAUGUCCAUGGGCGAGCUGACCGUGGCGCAGAUUUGCAACCUGGUGGCCAUAGAUACCAACCAGCUCAUGUGGUUCUUCUUCCUCUGCCCUAACUUGUGGGCCAUGCCCGUACAGAUUGUGGUGGGAGUGAUCCUGCUGUAUUACCUCUUGGGAAUCAGUGCCUUGAUCGGAGCCACCGUGAUUGCCGUGCUGGCCCCGGUUCAGUAUUUUGUUGCCACCAAGCUGUCGCAGACCCAGAAGGGCACUCUGGAAUAUUCCAGCGAGCGGCUGAAGAAGACCAACGAAUUGCUGCGAGGCAUCAAAUUACUCAAACUGUACGCGUGGGAGCGCAUCUUCUGCGACAGCGUGGAGGAAACCCGGGGCAAGGAACUCACCAGCCUGCAGGCCUUUGCGCUUUACACGUCCAUAUCCAUCUUCAUGAAUGCGGCUAUUCCCAUCGCGGCCGUCUUGACGACAUUUGUGGUUCACGUGCACAUCUCGGAGGAUGCCGAUUUGUCUCCGGCCGUGGCCUUCGCCUCCCUCUCUCUCUUUCACAUCCUGGUCACGCCGCUCUUCCUGCUCUCCAGCGUGGUGCGCUCCACCGUCAAAGCUCUUGUCAGUGUUCAAAAGCUGAGCGAGUUUUUCUCAAGUGAUGAGAUCGGAGACGAGCUGGAGCCUCGACCCGCGGCGACCUCGGUCUCCAACAACCAUAACCAAAAUCGCUACCAGGCAGUGGGACCGGUCCUGACCGUGCCCGUUCAUCAGCCACUAAAAGUGGUGAACAGGAAGCGUCCCCCGAGAGACGACUGGAAUAACUAUGGCUUACAAGGGGAGCGCCAGGGUGACGGACCCCCGCCGAUCGUGGACCAAGAUGUUUGUAUCAAGAUUUGCAACGGUUACUUCACCUGGACAGAUGGACCACCCACACUUGCCAACGUGGACAUUAUGAUCCCCUUCGGCAAGCUGACCAUGAUUGUGGGCCAAGUGGGUUGCGGGAAAUCCUCCUUGUUGCUGGCAGCCCUGGGCGAGAUGCAACGCACAUCGGGGACUGUCACCUGGAACAGUCUGCCCAGUUUGGAGUCAGAAGGCGACGAAAGUCCCACCGACAGAGACACAGCCGGUGAUGGUGAUAUCAGGAAGAGAUGCGCGGUGGCCUACGCGUCCCAGAAGCCUUGGCUGCUGAACGCCACCGUCGUGGAGAACAUCACCUUCGAGAUGCCCUUGAUUAAGAGCAGAUACAAAACGGUGAUCGAGGCCUGCUCUCUCCAGCCCGACAUCGACAUCCUCCCGCAGGGAGACCAGACCCAAAUCGGGGAGCGGGGUGUCAUCCUCUCCGGAGGGCAGAAGCAGAGGAUCAGCGUGGCAAGAGCUUUGUAUCAGCAGACCAACGUCGUCUUUCUGGACGACCCAUUCUCUGCCUUAGACAUUCACUUGAGCGACCAUCUGAUGCAGGACGGUAUCCUCAAAAUGCUGAGAGAGGAGAAAAGGACCGUCGUGUUGGUCACGCACAAAUUACAAUACCUGCUGCAUGCCGACUGGAUUAUUGCAAUGAAAGAUGGCAGCAUUCAAACCGAAGGCACGUUAAAGGACAUUCAAAAAUGCGAACCGGAACUCUUUGACCAAUGGAAGACGUUGAUGCACCGGCAGGACCAAGAGUUUGAAACGGAAACAGUAGCAUCAAGCAUGACCGAUUUGGAGAGGAAAAACCUGCGUAGGGCAAUGUAUUCCAGAGAGGCCGCCAAGACAGAGGAGGAUGAGGAAGGUGGGACGCCCACCUGGACCCCAGCUAUCCCUGCAACCGACGUGACACACCGCGGGAAAGAGUCGUUGGAGAGUGACGAUGAGGACAGCCUGUCGCAGGUAAUGCGCCAGCGAGCCACCAUCCCCUGGCGCUCCUGCGGCACCUACCUGUCCUCGGCCGGGAUCCUCCUUCUCACCCUGCUCCUCCUGUCGCAGCUCCUAAAGCACACGCUCAUGGUGUCCAUCGACUACUGGCUGGCGCACUGGACUUCGCGCGUCAUUGCCGCCAAGUCGGACGCCAACGCGCGCAAUUGUACGCUUGUUCAGGACUGCGGUUUCAGCCACCGGCGCUAUCUGUCGGUGUUCAGCGUCUUGUGCUGCCUCGGCAUUAUUCUGUGUUUAGCCACUUCGGUGGCGGUGGAGUGGACCGGCCUCAGCGUGGCCAAGGAGCUUCACCAGAACCUCCUCAACAAGAUCACCUUGGCCCCCAUGAGAUUAUUUGAGACCACGCCACUGGGCAGCAUCCUCAACCGCUUCUCCACCGAUACCAACACCAUCGACCAGCACAUCCCGACCACACUGGAGUGUCUGUCUCGCUCCACCUUGCUGUGCGUGUCGGCCCUGGGGGUGAUUUCCUACGUCACCCCUGUCUUCCUGGUGGCGCUCCUGCCGCUGGCUGUCACUUGCUACUUCAUCCAGAAAUACUUUCGGGUGGCUUCCAGAGACCUGCAGCAACUUGAAGACAGCACCCAACUCCCUUUGCUCUCCCACUUCUCCGAAACGGUGGAGGGACUCACCACCAUUCGAGCCCUCAGGUACGAGCCCCGGUUCCGACAGAGGUUACUUCAGUUCACCGACGCCAACAACAUCGCCUCGCUCUUCCUCACCGCGGCCAAUCGCUGGCUGGAGGUCCGCAUGGAAUAUAUCGGGACAUGCGUGGUGUUGGUCGCCGCCGUUGCUUCCAUCAGCAAUUCGCUCUACGAUCAGCUGUCUCCUGGAUUGGUGGGGCUGGGCCUCACUUAUGCACUCAUGGUGUCCAACUACCUGAACUGGAUGGUGCGUAACCUGGCAGACAUGGAAGUCCAGUUGGGAUCCGUCAAGAGAAUCAACGGGCUGCUGAAAACAGAACCGGAGAAUUACGAGGGUUUGCUCAGCCCGUCUCAGGUCCCCGAGGGCUGGCCCCGACACGGCGAGAUUCAGAUCCAGAACCUGAGCGUGCGUUACGACACCACGCUUAAACCCGUGCUGAAAAACGUCCACGCGCACAUCAGUCCGGGACAGAAGGUGGGGAUCUGUGGUCGUACGGGAAGUGGCAAAUCUUCCUUCUCCCUGGCCUUUUUUCGCAUGGUGGACAUGUUUGAAGGGAGGAUCGUAAUCGACCACAUCGAUAUCGCCAAAUUGCCUCUUCAGACGCUGCGCUCUCGCCUCUCCAUCAUCCUGCAAGACCCCAUCCUCUUCAGCGGAACCAUCCGGUUUAACCUGGACCCAGAAAUGAAAGCCACGGACGAGAUGCUUUGGGAAGCUUUGGAGAUUGCUCAACUCAAGCCCGUGGUCAAAUCGCUACCAGGCGGACUAGACGCCAACGUGACGGAAGGAGGAGAAAACUUCAGCCAGGGUCAGCGUCAGCUCUUCUGCUUGGCUCGCGCCUUCGUCAGGAAGAGCAGCAUCCUCAUCAUGGACGAAGCCACGGCAUCCAUCGACAUGGCCACGGAGAGCAUCUUGCAGAAAGUGGUGAUGACGGCGUUCGCCGACAGGACGGUGGUCACCAUAGCGCACCGCGUCCACACCAUCUUAAACGCCGAUUCUGUGAUCGUGAUGAAGCGGGGGCUGAUCCUGGAGCACGACCGACCGGGAGCGCUGCUGGACAAGCCGGACAGCGUCUUCGCCUCCUUCGUGCAAGCCGACAAGUAG